Molecule: messenger RNA, 4581 nt
Organism: Gadus chalcogrammus (walleye pollock)
Lineage: Eukaryota; Metazoa; Chordata; Actinopteri; Gadiformes; Gadidae
Gene: abcf1
Product: ATP-binding cassette, sub-family F (GCN20), member 1
Exons: 26
Coding region: 219-2894 (891 amino acids)
Molecular function (GO): ATP hydrolysis activity; ATP binding
Source: RefSeq, a predicted model, not a curated record
AGUUAGUUCCAUGGUAAAUAUCGGUCGGAUGUAAUAGACUAAUGACCCCUCUAGGCGGCGCUGCGCAGGCUACCGGCGAAUGGACGAAGCGACCAAUCAGAGCCGCAGCUGGCUGCGCCAAACACAGGGGACCAGGCCGCAUGACAUCCAUGUGAGGCUACUGAGCUGCCUGCUGCUACGGUCUGAAACACACAUACUGGCAUCUCAAAGACACCACCAUGCCCAAGAAAUCGAAAGAAGAGCCGAUGUGGGAAGGGGAAGAGGUCCCAUCCGUGGCAGCCCCAGAGAAAACUGUGAAGAAAGGGAAGAAGGACAAAAAGGGGAAAAAGAGUUUCUUUGAGGACCUCGCUACAGACGACAAAGUGGAAGCAGAGGAGCCGGCUGUGAAGGAGACGCAGGGGAAGCAGAAAAAGAAGAAAGACCGCCGGAAAGGACGAGCCGGUGACGCCGACGAUGACGACGACGACGAGCAGAUCAUGCAGCGGCUGAAGAAGCUGUCGGUGCAGCCGAGUGACGAGGACGAUGAGGAUGAGCCAGCGGUUGUCCCAAGUAAGAAAGGAAAAAGAAAGAAUAAGGGGGGGAACAUCUUUGCUGCCCUCAGCCAGGGUGGGAGCGACGAGGAGGAAGGUGGAGAGGACCUGGAGUCUGAGGACACGCCGUCAGCCAAGGAGGUUGAGGUGCUUUCUAAAGGAAAGAAAAGAGAUAAACUUAAGUCCAAGAAGGUUAAGGAUGUAUCCGAGGAUGAUGAUGAAGAAGAAAAAAAGGAUGAAGAUGAGAAACCUGUGCUGAAAAAUAAGAAGGUAGAAGCUAAGAAGGUAGAAGCUAAGAAGGUGGAAGCUAAGAAGGUAGAAGCUAAGCAGCCUGAAGCUAAGCAGCCUGAAGCUAAACAGCCCAAGCCUGUGGAAAAAGAAGAGGAGAAGCAAAAGAAAGGCAAGAAAGACCCGCCGAAGAAGCACGUUGAGUGGAAGCGUAGUAGUGAUGAGGAGGAGGAGGAGGAGGAGGAUGACGACAACGAUGAUAGUGACGGAGAUGACAUGAUGAAGUGUGCUGAAGACGUUAUAGCCGAGCAGGCGAAGAAGGAUGAAGACGACCCAUUUGCUAAUCUCAGUAAGAAGGAGAAGAAGAAGAAAAAGAAGAUGAUGGAGUAUGAGCGGCAGGUGGCUAGCGUGCGGGCUAAAAGCGCCAUAGAGGGAGACUUCUCAGUGUCACAGGCCGAGAUGUCAUCAAGACAGGCCAUGCUGGAGAACGCCUCGGAUAUCAAGCUGGAGCGGUUCAGCAUAUCUGCUCAUGGAAAAGAGCUGUUUGUCAACGCUGACCUCCUGAUCGUCGCAGGACGAAGAUAUGGCUUGGUUGGACCAAAUGGAAAAGGAAAGACCACAUUGCUGAAACACAUCGCCAACCGAGCGUUGAGCAUCCCCCCCAACAUCGACUGUUUGCUGUGUGAACAAGAGGUGGUGGCGGAUGACACGCCGGCGGUGCAGGCGGUGCUGAAGGCGGACACUCGCCGCCUGAAGCUGCUGGAGGAGGAGCGCAUGCUGCAGGCCCUGCUCGAGAAGGGGGAGGACAGCGUCUCCGAGCGGCUGGACAAGGUCUACGAAGAGCUGCGGGCCAUCGGAGCAGCGGCGGCCGAGCCCAGAGCCCGCAGGAUCCUGGCUGGUCUGUCCUUCACCCCCGAGAUGCAGAACCGGCCGACCAAGAAGUUCUCCGGGGGCUGGAGAAUGAGGGUGUCCCUUGCUAGGGCCUUGUUUAUGGAGCCCACUCUGCUCAUGCUGGAUGAGCCUACCAACCACCUGGAUCUGAACGCCGUCAUCUGGCUCAACAACUACCUGCAAGGCUGGAAGAAGACUCUUCUUAUAGUUUCCCACGACCAGAGUUUCCUGGAUGAAGUGUGUACAGACAUCAUCCACCUUGACUACCAGAAGCUCUUCUACUACCGGGGCAACUACUUGACCUUCAAAAAGAUGUACGUGCAGAAACAGAAAGAGCUCCAGAAGCAGUACGACAAGCAGGAGAAGAAGCUCAAGGAUCUAAAGGCGGGGGGAAAGUCCACCAAGCAGGCCGAGAAGCAGACCAAGGAGGCUUUGACCAGAAAACAGGCCAAGGGCAAAAAGAAGGGAGGCGUUGAGGAAGAGAGCAAGGAGAGCACAGAGCUGCUGAAGAGACCCAAGGAGUACACGGUCAAGUUCACCUUCCCCAACCCCCCCACUCUCUCGCCGCCCAUCCUGGGACUGCACAGCGUUGAUUUUGGCUACGACGGCCAGAAGCCUCUGUUCAAGAACGUAGAAUUUGGAAUUGACAUGGAGUCGAGAAUUUGCAUUGUUGGGCCCAACGGCGUUGGAAAGAGUACCCUGUUGUUGCUCCUCACCGGACGAUUAAAUCCGGGCAAAGGUGAAAUGAGGAAGAAUCAUCGACUGAAAGUGGGCUUCUUCAACCAGCAGUACGCCGACCAGUUGAACAUGGACGAGGCCGCCACAGAGUACCUGAUGAGGAACUUCAACCUCCCCUAUCAGGACAGCAGGAAGUGCCUGGGGCGCUUCGGCCUGGAGAGCCACGCACACACCAUCCAGAUCUCCAAACUCUCAGGUGGUCAGAAGGCCAGAGUCGUGUUUGCAGAGCUCUCGUGUCGCCAGCCUGAUGUUCUCAUUUUGGAUGAACCCACUAACAAUCUGGACAUUGAGUCCAUCGAUGCUUUGUCAGAGGCCAUCAACGAGUACAAAGGAGCCGUGAUCAUCGUGAGCCACGACGCCAGGCUCAUCACAGAGACCCAGUGCCAGCUGUGGGUGGUGGAGGACAGCGCCGUCAACCAGAUCGACGGAGACUUUGAGGACUACAAGCGUGAAGUGUUGGAAUCAUUGGGAGAGACCCUGGUCCACAAGAUCAAGGAGAAAGAGUGACAUUGCUAUACACACAACUGGUCAGGGGGCGGUCGUAUGAAGAGCAGCGCUGUAUUGCCACUCAAUGUACUGAUGGUGCCCCCGUCUUGAAGGGUUUUGCAUGUUUUACCAAGGGACAAUGAAUCUGAAUAAAGCCUAAAUUUAACAUCACAUGACUAGUUAACCAAGAAAAUAUGUUUAACAGCAAGAACGUAAACCAAUGAGAAUUAAAACAUUUUAUUUUAAUUGUUUGGUAAAUCAUGUAAUGACGAAAUUGUGGACAGCUCAAAUGGAAAAAGAAAGGACACUUUAUUUCCACAUCACUCAACAUGUAUAUAGAUUUUUCAUACCCCCUAUUUGAGAUAGGCCUUGUAUAUUUUCUUCACUUUAGCAACUUCUUUCUCGUCAGGCACCAUCUUGUCAUACCAUGUGUACCACGGCUCUCCAGAAGUCAAACAUGCGGGAGUUGGUGUUGAACCCACUGCAUCAUGGGAAUUGGAAAAGUCUUCCGCCAAGAAUUCCACAUGGGGUAUUUGGAAUGGUAGUAAACCUGUGGAAAUUAUCAGGAAAGGGAUGUCUUGACAUUUUCCCAUAUAUUUUCUCUUCCAAUUGCUCAAAUUAAACAAGACUAAUGUAGGAAUAAGCCAAUUAGGUAUUUAGAAUUCACAAGACUGGUUAUACUCGAGUUUCAAAGAGGAACAGAUUUACACCAGCCCCAUCAUUGAAGUAAUGGUAUGCAGCCAGUGAGAAGAGUCGGGCCAUAUUAUCAUACACCAAGCUAGCCAUACUGACAGUUAACCCAUGCAUUCCAAUCAUAAUAAAAAUGCAUUACUUCAACCUACCAUGGUCUCUUGCCAUGUUGACUGCCUGAUUAAGCACCUUCUGUUGUUUCAUACAGACACCUAGGGAGAUAGAAGAAUGUUCAGGAAAUGGGAUUCCUCUUUGAAGUUGAAAGACCCAACAAAAUCAAACAAUAUUAAGAACAGUGGCUUACCGGUUCGAGUGGGAUCAUAUACCUUCCCGGUGUAAGGGUUUAUGAACUGCUGCAACAACUUUACAUUCUGCAAAAAGUAUAUUUGAAAGGCUCAAGUUUGGGGGAUGACGACUCAUACACAUUAGUUCAAUUGAUGUAUCACUUAUUCAUUUCUUAAUAGACCCCAAAUGUAUUUCAAUUUGCUUCUUAAAACAAGAAAGUUACAUAUAUUCACUAUUAUGUUUAAUAAAAGGGACCUUGUCCACUCAAUUAUACUCCACUAUGCAACCCAAUUUACACCAGGGCUUGUGACGUCACAUUGAAAUGAAGAUGCAAAAGUGUUCAGCCAAGGGAACCCUCUGGGGUAUCCUUUUUCCGUCGCAAUGGACAUGUAUAAAUCGAAAGACAAAAUCUAAAAACGAAUACAAUGAAAGUUAGCGUCAAAGACAUUAUCUUGCAACUGACCUGAUGGUGAAUGAUGACAUUGUUGUCGCGACAAAUGGGACAAGGGUUUCCACAUAUUUUGUCUCCCCUCUGACAUAAAAGAAAAAAAACGUUGAUUAAUACUUGACAGAUGAUUAGUCUUCCCUAAUGACCGCAUAUCGAAACUUUCUUUAAAACACUUGCAAUGCAGGUCUUGCGGGUUUUCUGUGGGGGUAUGCCUCCUUUGUGGUUCCUCCUGUAAUCCGCCCACACGUGACCCUUUCCAUAACGCUCAAUGUACUCUGUGGGAAA